This is a messenger RNA of Aspergillus caelatus, 427 nucleotides long. RefSeq lists its product as uncharacterized. Bases 69 to 332 code for a protein of 87 amino acids. Lineage: Eukaryota; Fungi; Ascomycota; Eurotiomycetes; Eurotiales; Aspergillaceae. The record is from RefSeq and is a predicted model, not a curated record. The transcript is spliced from 2 exons.
CUGAGCUUCUUGGCAGUCAUUGUAGUGUGCAUCGUUGGGUCGGACUACCGUUCGGAUACAGGAAAAGAAUGUGUUUAAUUCUGAAAUCACUGUUCCUUGGGCAAAUGAAUUUGAUAUGCUCGUGGCUUGGCUUACUUGCUCGGAAUGAGGUUGGAGAAGUGAAGCCAAAAUCUCUGCGCUUGGAAGUCCGUAUAAAACAAGUCUCCACGUGUAAUCGGAACGAUAUUCUUUUAGGUGACCCAAGGAUUGCAUUCCGCAUAUCAUUGUCUCGAGAAUCUUUCGACACAACCCCCCGAGAGUGUGGGUCUGUGCGGGUGGCAGAUGCUGCAUGAUGUAUGAUUGUGUGUAUAAGUAUUCCAAAUAGACUAUUAGUAAGAUAUAUCCUUGAUGUGGGAACCUCUCCAUUUGCCAAUUCUCUGGCUGUAUA